AUGGCAGAAGAUAAAAAAGCCAAGCCGGCAAAAAAAAAUGAACAUGAUCUUGAUGAUCUUAAACGUGAACUGGAAAUCGAUGAUCAUAAAGUAUCGGCUGAAGAACUCUAUCGACGAUAUGACAGUGAUCCGGACAGAGGUUUAACAGUAGCAAAAGCAGCUGAAGUAUUUGCACGCGACGGUCCUAAUGCAUUAUCACCACCGAAAACAAUCCCCGAGUGGGUUAAAUUUUGUCGCCAAAUGUUUGGUGGCUUUGCUAUGCUAUUAUGGCUUGGUGCAAUCUUAUGUUUUGUUGCACAUGGUAUUAGUGUUGCAACAUAUGAAGAAGCACCGAAUGACAAUCUUUGGCUUGGUGUUGCUCUAACAGUUGUCGUAUUUAUUACGGGUUGCUUUUCAUAUUUUCAAGAAGCCAAAAGUUCAAGAAUUAUGGAAUCCUUCAAAAAUAUGGUACCACCUCAAGCAUUAGCAAUUCGUGGCGGUGAAAAAAAAAAUCUAAAAGCUGAAGAAUUAGUUGUAGGUGAUAUUGUUGAGGUUAAAUUUGGAGAUCGUGUACCAGCUGACAUUCGUGUUUUGCGAGCACACGGCUUCAAAGUUGAUAAUUCAUCAUUAACUGGUGAAUCUGAACCUCAAUCACGUGCACCCGAAUUUACAAAUGAAAAUCCACUUGAAACAAAAAAUUUAGCAUUCUUCAGUACAUUUGCUGUUGAAGGUACAUGUCUUGGAAUAGUUGUAAGAACUGGUGACCGAACUGUUAUGGGACGUAUUGCUAAUUUAGCUUCAAGUUUGGAAACGGGUGAAACACCAAUCGCACGUGAAAUAGCACAUUUUAUUCAUAUAAUCACUGGUGUAGCUGUUUUUCUUGGUGUCUCAUUUUUCGUUAUUGCUUUUGUUCUUGGUUAUCCAUGGCUUGAAGCAGUCAUCUUUUUAAUUGGUAUUAUUGUAGCUAAUGUACCUGAAGGUCUUCUUGCAACUGUAACUGUAUGUCUUACAUUAACGGCUAAGCGUAUGGCGAAGAAAAACUGUCUUGUUAAAAAUUUGGAAGCUGUCGAAACACUCGGUUCAACAUCAACUAUUUGUUCCGAUAAAACCGGUACAUUAACACAAAAUCGAAUGACAGUAGCUCAUAUGUGGUUUGACAAUCGAAUUGUUGAAGCUGAUACAACCGAUAAUCAACAGAAUGCAACAUACGAUAAAACUGCACCAGGAUGGCUCGCUCUUAGUCGUUGCUCAAUGUUAUGUAAUCGAGCUGAUUUUAAACAAGAUCAAGAGAAUUUAAGACGACCUGUCUUACAACGAGAAUGUAACGGUGACGCAUCCGAAUCUGCUUUACUUAAAUGUGUUGAAUUAUCAAUUGGUAAUGUUAUUAGAUUUCGUGAACAAAAUCGAAAAAUAAGUGAAAUACCAUUUAAUUCAACAAAUAAAUAUCAAGUUUCGAUUCAUGAAACACAAGAUGGUGAUGAUCGAUAUUUAUUAGUUAUGAAAGGUGCACCUGAACGUAUAUUAGAAAGAUGCACAUCAAUUUAUAUUGACGGAACUGAUAUCGAAUUAAAUGACUAUUGGAAAACAGCUUUCAAUCGUUCCUAUCUUGAAUUGGGUGGUCUUGGUGAGCGUGUAUUAGGUUUUUGUGAUUUACGUUUACCAGUCAAUGAAUAUCCACGUGGUUAUCAAUUUGAUUCGGAUGAAGUUAAUUUUCCUGUAACAAACUUACGAUUUCUUGGUCUGAUGUCUAUGAUUGAUCCUCCACGUGCUGCUGUACCCGAAGCUGUUGCUAAAUGUCGUUCAGCUGGUAUUAAAGUAAUCAUGGUUACUGGUGAUCAUCCAAUUACAGCUAAAGCUAUUGCUAAAGCUGUCGGUAUUAUUUCUGAAGGACAAGAAACUGUUGAAGAUAUUGCACAACGCUUAAGUAUUCCCGUUGAACAAGUUGAUCCAACUCAUGCUAAAGCAUGCGUUGUACAUGGAAAUGAUUUAAAGAGCAUGUCACCAAGUGAAAUCGAUGCACUCCUACGUGACCAUCCCGAAAUUGUCUUUGCUCGUACAUCACCACAACAAAAAUUAAUUAUUGUCGAAGGUUGUCAACGUCAAGGUGCCAUUGUUGCUGUUACCGGUGAUGGUGUUAAUGAUUCUCCAGCUUUAAAAAAAGCAGACAUUGGUGUUGCUAUGGGUAUUGCUGGUUCGGAUGUUAGUAAACAAGCAGCAGAUAUGAUUUUACUUGAUGAUAAUUUCGCAUCUAUUGUUACCGGUGUUGAAGAAGGCCGUUUAAUAUUUGAUAAUUUAAAAAAAUCGAUUGCAUAUACAUUGACAUCAAAUAUACCAGAAAUUACACCGUUCUUAAUGUAUCUUAUUAUGGAUAUUCCAUUACCACUCGGUACAAUUACAAUCUUAUGUAUCGAUUUGGGUACUGACAUGGUACCGGCUAUUUCAUUAGCUUAUGAAAAAGCCGAAACCGAUAUUAUGAAACGACGACCACGCGAUCCAAAACAUGAUCGUCUUGUCAACGAACGUUUAAUUUCAAUGGCCUAUGGUCAAAUUGGUAUGAUUCAAGCAUCAGCUGGAUUUUUUGUUUAUCUAGUUAUUAUGGCUGAAAAUGGAUUUUGGCCAAGUCGUUUACUUGGUUUACGUAAAUCAUGGGAAUCAAAAGGAAUUAAUGAUCUUGAAGACUCAUAUGGUCAAGAAUGGACAUACAAUCAACGUAAAACACUUGAAUAUACAUGUCACACUGCUUUCUUUGUUUCAAUUGUCAUUGUGCAAUGGGCUGAUUUAAUCAUUUGUAAAACACGAAGAAAUUCAUUGGCACAUCAAGGCAUGACCAACUGGAUGCUUAACUUUGGUCUAGUUUUUGAGACUGUUCUGGCUGCUGCUCUUUGCUAUACACCUUACCUUGACAAAGGUCUUAAUAUGUAUCCACUUAAAUUUCUAUGGUGGUUACCAGCUAUGCCAUUUUCAUUAGCAAUCUUCAUCUAUGAUGAAGUACGCAAAUUUAUAAUACGUCGAAAUCCAGGUGGCUGGGUUGAACAAGAAACGUAUUAUUAA
Molecule: messenger RNA, 3030 nt
Organism: Rotaria socialis
Lineage: Eukaryota; Metazoa; Rotifera; Eurotatoria; Philodinida; Philodinidae
Source: the annotation of a GenBank genome assembly